Rotaria sp. Silwood1 is the source of this 477-nucleotide messenger RNA. Lineage: Eukaryota; Metazoa; Rotifera; Eurotatoria; Philodinida; Philodinidae. The record is from the annotation of a GenBank genome assembly.
AUGGUAAUGAGCAAACUUGUUAUUCCUUCUUCACUUGAUCCAACAUUAGCACCAAAAAAUUGUCAUGUAGCUUUGCUAUUUACUCAAUAUACACCAUAUCGUUUACCCAAUGGUAAACAAAUUGAAAUAACAGAAGAAUAUAAAGAAAACUAUUAUCAAAAUGUAAUUAAAUCAAUUGAAGAAUAUGCACCAGGUUUUGAAAAGCUUAUUAUCGGACGUGAUAUGCUUUUUCCAUCUGACUUAGAAGAACAAUUUUCAUUAACAGGUGGAAAUAUUUUUCAUGGCGCACUUUCACUUGAUCAACUUUAUUCAUUUCGACCAGCAAUUUCAUGUUCAAAUCAUCGAACACCUAUUCAUGGUCUUUAUCUAUGUGGAAGUUCAACACAUCCCGGAGGAGGAGUUACCGGUAUGCCAGGUUUUAAUGCAGCAACGAUAAUGCUUCAGGAUUGGCAACGUAAAAAAAAUUCAUUUAAGUGA